UCGAACCUGAUUGGUCUAUAUCGCUGACGUGGGAUGUUCGGAGUACUUGUGCUGUGCUAAUUGCUAAAUAUGUAAUGUUUGUAUGGUAUGAGUAGGGCAGUGAAAGUGGUCAACAUUGGAUCUUACGAAGUUGAUAAAAACGCACCUGAUCAUUUGACUGUCAAAAGAAAAUGAAGUAGAAACGUCUCUGUUUCAAGAACCAGAUGUUGCAACGAUAUUUAGAGCAGUAUUGGACUUGGUAUUUACCUGCCUUACGUUUUUUAUCUUGCUAGCCAGCUAGCAGUUAUUAAGAGGCGGAACUCAGUACAUCGCGUGUGAAGAGCUGAUUCGGUCUCCGCCUGGGAGCAUGAGUGCUGUAUUCCAAGAACAGCGCAGCGGACGAAGGGUGGCGCUGCUUACCGUAUGCAUCCUUUUGGUUCGCCUGGCCUCAGCCAACUACGAAAAAGCUGUCUCUGCACUAACUGUGGUGGAAUCCGUCAAUGGGGAUGAAGAAGCUCACGUCGAUGAUGAGGUGGACUCUGAAGAUGUUGAGGUGUUCCAACCAACCAGCCAGUGGCAGACUCUGAGACCAGGUCAAGCAGUUCCUGCUGGAUCUCAUGUUAGGUUGAACUUGCAGACAGGACACAGAGAGGCCAAACUGGAUGAAGAGGUCUUGAAGUACUGGAGUGAUGGAAAAAGGCAGGGCAUUGUCAACACCAAGGCAUCAAGCUUCACAACUGAGGAGCUGAAGAAGGCCUUGAAGAAGUUUAAGGAAGAAGGUGUGGAGUCGCUCCACCAGGACUCCCAGAAGGAGGCUGAGCUCAAGUCCCAGUUUCGUCCACUAGAAGAGCUGAAGAAGGAUAUGGCUCAGCUGGACCUAAUGGUCGAGACAGACUUCCAGGUGAUGAGCCGGCUUGUGGCACAAUUGAACCGCUCUGUUGCCACUGUGGAGGAGCGGGUUGCGGCGCUGCUGGACCUUGAGUAUUUGGUGCAUCAGGUGGACAAUGCCCGUGACUUGGUGUCCAUGGGAGGUAUGAAGCUGGUGAUAGACACCCUGAAUGGCACGCAUCUUCAGCUGCAGGAGAGCGCGGCAUUUGUCUUGGGCUCCGCCGUGUCCAGUAAUCCACAGGUCCAGGUGAGUGCAGUGGAAGCUGGGGCUUUACAAAUGCUGGUGACCCUUCUGGCCACAGACCGGCCAAUCAGCGUCAAGAAGAAGGUGCUGUUUGCUAUCAGCUCAUUGCUGAGGAACUUCCCCUUCGCUCAGAGCCAUUUCCUGAAGCUGGGUGGUGUGCAAGCCCUGGGGGACCUGUUCCGAGCCCCAGGGAGCGAGGGCCUGCGCGUGCGCAUGGUCACACUGCUUUACGACAUGAUCGUAGAGAAGGAGUUGGUCUCUCAGGCUGGCCUGGACACCAUCCCUGACUCCACCCACCAGGAGCGACUCCGUCAGUAUAAUCAGGUGUCCUUGCUGCCCCUGUUGGCCGAGCAGGGCUGGUGCGGCCUGGUGCCCCAGCUGCUGCUGACCCCAGAGCAUGAUUGGAGAGAGAAGGCACUGCGCACUCUGCUGGCCAUGUCGUCCCACUGCGGGCUUGCGUACCGCCAGGACCCCGGGCUGGGUCACGCCCUCAGCGCCCUCCGGCAGCAGUACCAGGAGCUGGCACUCAGCGAGGAGGGACUGGCUGAGGAGGAUUGGUACUUCAGGGAGAUCCUGGAGCUGCUGGACUCCGCACUUCUCAAAAUACACUGAAGCCAGGGGAGGAUAAUAAAGACUGUGUUUGCUGGAUGGAUCUGAUCCUGGGUUAGUUCUGUACAUUCUCUCCCGCACCUUUCAGAACCUGGGAAGUAGGCUGGUCCAGGACACCUGUCAUUUGGCUCUUGUUCUGUUGCCAUGGCCAUUGCUUCCCAAACAAGCUUCUGGCAAGGUUUUCCAUACCAAGUGGCAUAUUCACCAUCCUUGUGUUUACAGGAUGAUGAUCAAAUGUUGGCCUAUGGCUUACAUCUUGCUGUAUGACACAUCAGUAAAUGUUGAACAGUGAAGUUCCUUGUUCCUGCCCCAUUCAUCACUGUUAUUUCUGAAAUAAUUUAAACAUUAUUUAUGAUGAGGGAGUAUGAAGGCCAGUUCAGCUCAGCCCUGCGUUGAGGAAUUCUGUGAUCUAAAAUCUCAGAACGUCAUCUACAUCUGUGUCUUUCACAUCUUUUAGUCAAUUUGGUUUAUUCUUGUAGUGCCUUUCCCAAAGCAGUGGUCUUAAAGAAUCUGACAAGUUGGCAUUUGCUGAUAUGUCACAGUUAAGGAUAACAACGGUGUGAGCAGUGGAGAAAAUUUGGAGGAUGACAAAAGAGAAGAAACAAAACUCAUACUUCAAAGUUUGAGAGUUGGAAAAAAAGCUUUAGGGCCCACGAUGAGCUCUCUGGCCAUAUGGGCAAGCUGACACUGAUCCGGCCCGGAAGUAGCAUAUGUUUUUGUGUAGCGCUGUCUUCCAUCUUGUUGUCUGUGGUUGUGCAUCCUGCAGAGCAGUCUUCCGUCCUCUACUGACUAGCAGCUCUGCCCGUGCUAUGCUGUGUGACACAAUGAGUCAGGACUGAUUCUGAUACGUUACCCACAAAAGCAAAGAGGAACUACAGCGUGUACAAUAACACCAGCAGCCUUAUGCGUGGCAGGCUAGGCUACAGUAAUGUGGUUUGAGUCUGAAUAAUGAGACCGAUGGGGCCUCCCUCACAUAUGCUAGCAGACUGUUCACUAAGCCAGGGGCCCUGUGACUUAAAGCUGUCUCCAACAGUCUUUUUAUUUAUGUGAGAAACUACAAGAAGGCUUGUAUUCUAUGAUCUUAGUGAACUUUCGUGAUCACACGCUUUUGUCAGAUGGGUUAGAUAAGCAGGAGUCGCACCCCCGUAGGAAUUUUGCCGUCCUGUACUGAACAGGACACCAGUGGAGAGACAUCAGGAUAUCAGUAAUACUGUCAUAUUUACUUCUUGUAAUUAAAGUUUUCACGCUAGAUUUUCAAACUGCUGUAGGGGAGAAAGUGUCUGAUUUGUUAUAUAAAUGCAUGUAUUCAUCUUUCUGUAUCGUCAAAGGCUAGACAACACCUCACUUUAGCAUCUGUAAUGCAAGCCCUCAACAUUAAGUGCUGAUGAAAAGGCAUUAUGAGUGAUGUCAUUAUCACCAUUAGGCAGUCUCUUUUAUCAUUAAAGCAGUUGACAGGUUUCCCCCGUUACCCCGAAAGUAGAACGUUCCUGUGAAACCUUUCAUUAGAUGAAACAAUGUAAAGUGAAGAACCAAUUGCCAUUAAUUUACAUGGGAAAAAAAUUUUGAGCCUUGUGAGACCGAAAAAAAUUACCUACCAAAUCAUACCAAAUAACAUAUGAAACCUAGCACUAAAGUAAAAGUAGCCAUGAUAUGUUAAAUGCGCUCCCUUUAUAAAGUAGAAGUAACGUGUUUACAAUGUAGGUUCAUCAGCAUCGAUGCAGUCUUACGUCACUUAAUGACAGGGAUGUUCUGAGAAACGCGUCGUUAGGCGAUUGCACCUGUUCCUUUCCGCCCGAACUGUGGUACUCCUAACGCAAAAUGUUCCCUCCCAUCAAUUUACCCUGAGCCAUGCCACCCUUGUUCAAGCACCCACACCAGGAAAGCCUGUGCCCGGCCCUGAUAGGACUCUUUUAUGACUCUCCCUGCAUCGAAAGAGAGCAGCACAUCAUUUAUGACUCUGGGUACAGCUGCUGUGGCUUUUACUGGAAUUUUGUGUAUUAUUGUUCAUGUGUGCUUGCAUUUGGGUGGCUACUAUUUUCUCAAGGAUUUUUGAGAGGAAGUCCUCAUUGGGGACAGGUUUGGAAUUGUUAAGAACAUAAAGGUCUAUGUUUGGCUUCUUAAGGUGUGGUCUGUUUACAGCCAUUUAAAUUUUAUCUGGGACAAUACCAGAAACUAAGGAGGUGUUAAUUAUUUGAAGUAUCGGCCACAUCAGUGCUUCCAGUGUAAAGUAAUUUGACAGGGAUAGCAUCUAGUGCAGGGGUCACCAACAUGGUGCAUGGACCUGUUCUAAAUAUACCACUACUCACCAGUGAGCAGCAUCUAAAAUUUAAUUUUAUCCUGUUGCUAUUCUUCUUUAAUCACAUUUGCAUUUAUAUAGAUUUGAAAAUGACAACAUCUAAAAAAAGCAUUUAAAACAUAUUUAUUAUACAUGAAUAUUAGAAUUUAGGAGAGUGUUUCAAACUGGUAGCCCUUUGUAUGGCUCAGUAUCUGUGAAGUACGAGGUAGCUCUCAGUUUCAAAAAGGCUGGUGACCCCUGAUCUGGUGUAUAUGUAGUGCUCAGGUUUUGGAGUAUAUUUUCAAAUUCUAAUUUAUUGACUAGCUGGUAGUUGCUGAGUACACACAGUAUGCCAAGAUUCAUACUGCUUCAUGGAUUCAUCAACAGCAUCUAAAAUCUGAGGUUACUAGUUUUAUUGUUGGAAAAAGUCCAUGACGCUGGCAUCGUUUUUUGUUUUUUUUUUUAACCACAGUUGCUUAGCAGUUACUAUGCGUUUGGGUGGAGAUGCUAGUUUUCAAAAUACACAAACAAAAUAUAAUCCAUGGGUACAAGUCGCCCAAACAAUACAGAUCAGUUUUUUGUUGAUUAACCAUUUAAACCAAUAAGUCUACCCUUACAAAAAAUAUUGCUUGAAGCAUUAUAAUAGCAAACUUAAUUAUUAAGGUAUAUAAAAUACUGUACAUAUUAAAAAAACUGACCCAUUAAAGCAAAAUAGCUUUUUUAAUUCCCACCCUCAUAUUAAAGUCUUGUGUACAAAAGAAUAUUUAUCACUUUGGUCAAUAACUACGCACAUCUUAACUCAGUUGACAGCAAAUACAGGUGUACAAUGGAUAAUUAACUUAAUACACGUAUGAUAUAGAUUUUUUUUUGCAUCAGUAAGUAGUGUUUUUGCGGAACAUGUGAAAGACUUUUACUUGUAUAUCACUUUGGGCAAAACUGCCUGCUAAGUAACUGUACAUGUAGUGCUUUAUUGAGAUUCUUGCAAUGCCUCUGAAAUAUGUAUUGUGGAUACAAUUAUAACUGGAUACAAUAAAAUAUCAUCAAAUCGA
Molecule: messenger RNA, 5044 nt
Organism: Paramormyrops kingsleyae
Lineage: Eukaryota; Metazoa; Chordata; Actinopteri; Osteoglossiformes; Mormyridae
Gene: sil1
Product: SIL1 nucleotide exchange factor
Cellular component (GO): endoplasmic reticulum
Molecular function (GO): protein binding; adenyl-nucleotide exchange factor activity
Source: RefSeq, a predicted model, not a curated record